UUCUAACGGCGCAAGGUUUGCUGGGAGGUCAAAGGUCAAAUUGAGGAAGAGCAGGAGGAGGAAACGGCGGCAUAGAUUGAUACGACGGGAGGAAAGAUGGCGUCCACGGCGGCUGGGAAGCAGCGAAUUCCCAAAGUGGCAAAGGUGAAAAAUAAAGCUCCAGCAGAAGUACAGAUAACAGCAGAACAACUGUUAAGAGAAGCAAAGGAAAGAGAACUCGAGCUUCUUCCCCCACCUCCUCAACAGAAAAUCACAGAUGAAGAGGAGUUAAAUGAUUACAAGCUUCGGAAAAGAAAGACUUUUGAAGAUAACAUCAGGAAAAACCGGACUGUUAUCAGUAAUUGGAUCAAAUACGCACAAUGGGAAGAAAGCCUCAAAGAAAUACAAAGGGCUCGUUCCAUCUACGAGCGGGCUCUGGAUGUGGACUACCGAAAUGUAACUCUUUGGCUGAAAUAUGCCGAAAUGGAAAUGAAGAAUCGUCAGGUUAAUCAUGCGCGAAAUAUCUGGGAUCGGGCUAUCACUACUUUACCAAGAGUUAAUCAGUUCUGGUACAAGUAUACUUACAUGGAAGAGAUGCUGGGGAAUGUUGCUGGGGCUCGCCAAGUGUUUGAGCGUUGGAUGGAAUGGCAACCAGAGGAACAGUCAUGGCAUUCCUACAUUAACUUUGAGCUAAGAUAUAAAGAAGUGGAUAGAGCACGUUCCAUUUAUGAGAGAUUUGUCAUGGUCCAUCCCGAUGUUAAGAAUUGGAUCAAAUAUGCUCGUUUUGAAGAAAAACAUAGUUAUUUUGCACAUGCAAGAAAAGUAUUUGAAAGAGCGGUGGAAUUUUUUGGAGAAGAACAUAUGAAUGAACAUUUGUAUGUUGCAUUUGCCAAAUUUGAAGAGAACCAGAAAGAGUUUGAACGGGUGCGAGUAAUAUACAAAUAUGCCCUGGACAGAAUUCCAAAACAUGAAGCACAAGAGCUCUUCAAAAAUUACACAAUUUUUGAGAAGAAAUUUGGGGACCGAAGGGGAAUUGAGGAUAUUAUUGUUAGCAAGAGGAGAUUCCAAUAUGAAGAAGAAGUAAAAGCUAAUCCACAUAAUUAUGAUGCUUGGUUUGAUUAUCUGCGUCUGGUGGAAAGUGAUGCAGAUUCUGAUACAAUACGUGAAGUUUAUGAAAGAGCCAUUGCCAAUGUUCCUCCAAUUCAAGAAAAGCGACACUGGAAGAGAUACAUCUAUUUGUGGAUCAAUUAUGCACUCUAUGAAGAGCUAGAGGCAAAGGAUCCAGAGAGAACAAGACAGGUGUAUCAAGCAUGUAUUGAACUCAUUCCUCACAAAAAGUUUACAUUUGCCAAAAUAUGGUUGCUCUGUGCACAGUUUGAAAUCAGGCAGAAGAAUCUCAAUCUUGCCAGGCGAGCAUUGGGGACAUCUAUAGGCAAAUGUCCAAAGAACAAGCUAUUUAAAGGCUACAUUGAACUGGAGCUACAACUGCGAGAGUUUGAUCGUUGUCGGAAACUGUAUGAGAAGUUUUUAGAGUUUACACCUGAAAACUGCACAUCAUGGAUCAAAUUUGCUGAAUUAGAAACUAUUCUUGGUGACAUUGACCGAGCUAGAGCUAUAUAUGAACUAGCCAUUGGCCAACCUCGAUUGGAUAUGCCAGAGGUACUUUGGAAAUCUUACAUAGACUUCGAAAUUGAACAAGAAGAAUAUGAAAAUACAAGAAAUUUGUAUAGGAGGUUGCUUCAGCGAACACAGCAUGUUAAGGUAUGGAUCAGUUUUGCUCAAUUUGAACUCUCAGCAGAUAAAAAUAACAAUUUACCACGAUGCCGGCAAAUAUAUGAAGAGGCAAAUAAAACAAUGAGAAAUUGUGAGGAGAAAGAAGAGAGGCUUAUGCUUUUAGAAUCCUGGAAAAAUUUUGAAGAGGAGUUUGGAACAGAAUCUAGCAGAGAACGAGUAGACAAACUCAUGCCUGAAAAAGUCAAAAAGCGGAGAAAACUUCAGGCUGAAGAUGGGUCUGAUGCCGGCUGGGAAGAAUAUUAUGAUUAUAUCUUCCCAGAAGAUGCUGCCAAUCAACCCAACCUCAAACUGCUUGCAAUGGCUAAACUCUGGAAGAAGCAGCAACAGGAUGAAAAUCCAGAGAGAGAUCCAGACAAGGAUAUUGAUGAAAGCAGUCCCUAACAAUGUCUUUGAUUUCUUCUCCUUUAUAUUGUACAGAUUUUGCUAAUAAACUAUUUUACAAAAAAAUUGCUAAUGCUUGAGGUGAAAGAGGCAUGUUUUUAACAUAAGCAUUUAAAAACUAAUGUAUAUAGUUGUGAUUUACUCAUAAUAUUGUAGAGCAGAAAAAUCAGCAACAAGGAGUAACUGCCCUUUGAAAAAAGAUAAAACAGAUCUCAAGAUCUUUAGCGUAGAAGAAAGACAAAUGAAAUGACAUUAUGUGCAUUAAAUUGAUAGAGUGAACAAGGAUUUUUUUUCCAUUCUCAUAUUUCUAGAAUCUGGGAUCAUUCACUGAAUAGCUAGAGGUUUGGGGCCAAUCACAAAUAUCUCAGCAGGCAAUUUUACAAGAUUAUAUUCUGCCUCAAAAUUCAAACAUUAGAGUAAGGGAUAUAAUCAGGUAAUUGCAGCACAGCGCAAAUCAAAUAAGCUAUUACCACUAUUAACUUCAAAGGAUGAGGGAAUAAGAUGUUCAGAGUCUAUCAGAGAUUUUAGAUCCUGACUAAGGGUGGCUUAUAAAUAAUAGCACAUCUGAAGCUGUUAAUAGCACAACUUAUCACAGAAGCAAGCUUUUGUCCAAGAAAUUCAUGACCUUCAGCCAAGCACUGCUACUAGUACUACAGUACUUUCUUGGAAAUGUGCUUGUUUACCUACUUCAAAUAAUAACCUACUUUUGAGUAGUGUAGUUUUUCUAAAGUGUUCUGACAGCUAUCUGGUAUUCUAUAGUCUCCACUUUCAUAUUUAGCUUGGAAGCAGCAGUGCUGUUAUGGAUCUACUGGCUAUGCUUCCCUUUCACAGUCAGAAGAAACUGAUUCAUACAAGACCUUUGGGCCCUUAAAAUUAGUCAAGUUCUUCUUUUUGUUCCUCUAUUGCUUCCUUGCAAAAUAAGCUUUCUGGGGAAGCCAUUAUGUCAUUCUUUGCUCCCUAUUCCAACUAUCCAGGAUGUUCCUAAUGCACAUCUUCCUUCUCGUGGGCAUUCAAGAGGCAGUAAAUAAAAAAUGUAGCUCAUAUUGUGAUACAAAUUCUGUCCUCACGUACUUGUAUUCUUGGGCAGGUACAAAAGUGUGAAGCUUGUGUCAUGAUAUUUAUUUGGGA
Molecule: messenger RNA, 3282 nt
Organism: Ahaetulla prasina
Lineage: Eukaryota; Metazoa; Chordata; Lepidosauria; Squamata; Colubridae
Gene: CRNKL1
Product: crooked neck pre-mRNA splicing factor 1
Exons: 14
Coding region: 97-2154 (685 amino acids)
Biological process (GO): spliceosomal complex assembly; mRNA splicing, via spliceosome
Cellular component (GO): precatalytic spliceosome; U2-type catalytic step 2 spliceosome; post-mRNA release spliceosomal complex
Molecular function (GO): protein binding
Source: RefSeq, a predicted model, not a curated record